Messenger RNA from Staurois parvus, 399 nucleotides. Lineage: Eukaryota; Metazoa; Chordata; Amphibia; Anura; Ranidae. The record is from the annotation of a GenBank genome assembly.
UACCCACACUGCCAUUUGCGGCCGCGGCUGUCAAUCACCAGGCUCCAGCCAGUAAUUACUCCCCGACGCCCAGUGAUUUUCAAUGAUCACCAACGGGAAAGGGGACUGUUUUGUUUACUAAUAGUCCUCCUCCCUGUCAGCUCAGGCACACUGCUCUGGAUGGCUAGCAGUGUGCUUACAGUGAAAAACACACACACACCGCCUCCUAGAAAACACUCCCUGCACAUAGUUAACCCUUUGAUCAUGUUAACCCCUUUGUGCCCAGUGCCAUUAGCACAGUGUCAGUGCUUUUUUUUUUUUAGCACUGAUCACUGUAUUGGUGUCACUGGGGAUGUCAGUGACACCAAGUCAAUUCCCCCAGUGUCAGAAUGUCCACCGCAGUCCCGCUAUAAGUCGUUG